UCUGUCUUGUUGUAUUCUCCAGAGGGCAGCCAUGUCGGAGACUGGAGAGGCGAUGACACAACCUAUUAACCUGAUCUUCCGGUUUCUGGUCCAGAAGAUGCGGGUGCUGGUCUGGCUGCGGGACAACACUAAGCUGCAGAUUGAGGGCGUCAUCAUCGGGUACGACGAGUUUAUGAACCUGACGCUCACUGACGCGGCAGAGAUCACUUUGCAGAAGGGCAAGCGGAUCGGCGAGCCGGUCGACAUUGGCCGCAUUCUGCUCAAGGGCAACAACAUCGCUCUCAUUCAGCCGGCGCCCGUUCCUGUUGACGACGGCGCGCCCGCGGCCAUGACCGAGGCCUAGUAGCCGCAGUAAAGCCAAAUGCCUUCCUC
Molecule: messenger RNA, 372 nt
Organism: Thecamonas trahens ATCC 50062
Lineage: Eukaryota; Apusomonadida; Apusomonadidae
Product: small nuclear ribonucleoprotein E
Exons: 2
Coding region: 32-343 (103 amino acids)
Biological process (GO): mRNA splicing, via spliceosome; spliceosomal snRNP assembly
Cellular component (GO): U4 snRNP; U5 snRNP; U1 snRNP
Molecular function (GO): RNA binding
Source: RefSeq, a predicted model, not a curated record